CCACAUUCUAAGGCACCGACUCCCCACCAUUCGCGCACCGUGUUAUCUUUCCCCUCGACUCUUCCAUGGUCGCACUACCAUCUCAUGCCUCGACACGAUCACGGUCCGUGAGCAUCACUAACGCCACAUCUAAUAUCACCCGGCGACCUCCUUAACUAUUGGACCCAUAAUUGGAUAUAUCCUCCUUCAAACACGUCUUACUUUGGCAAAAUGGCAGACCCUACUCACACAACGCCGCUCAGUCCGCGCACUAGCGAUGUCUCGGAUUACCUUUGCGACAACGACUUCAUGGAGAACUCUAUCGCGCUCACUCAUACACGCUCACGGGCCAGUGAGGCCAGUACACGGAGCGCAGGCGAGAAGACGAGACAACACAGCAAACUCCGACACGCGAUAGGGAUAGCACUUCUUCUCGCGACGGUGUUUCUAUGGACGGCCAGUAAUUUCAUGUCGAGCUCGAUAUUCGCAGACUCGUCCUACUCGAAGCCCUUCUUCGUGACGUAUAUCAACUCGGCUUUCUUCAUUUUCCCGCUUAUCCCUAUGCUCCUACACCACUUCUGGGCCGACCGCGCGAACCCCACACACCGCCAACCCCUCCUCGUACAAUGGCGCAACUUCGUCAACCGCCGCGCAGGCAGAUGGACACUCCUCCGCGACCACGAACAGCACUCCUCCUCCUUGUCGUCGAAAUCGCACACAGAAUCCGGCAGCGCAGCAACCGAGCUCCUACUCGGCAACUCCCCGCACGAAAGCACGGAGAGAGUCGACUCGCUAGAAGAAAGCCUCACCCUAAAAGCCACAGCCAAACUCAGCCUAGAAUUCUGCCUCGUCUGGUUCCUCGCAAACUACUUCGCCGCCGCGUGUCUCGAGUACACAACCGUCGCAUCCAGCACAAUCCUCGCCUCCACCUCCUCCAUCUGCACGCUCAUCUGCGGCGCGCUCCUCCGCGUCGAGCGCUUCACAUUACGAAAAUGCAUCGCAGUCGGCGCCUCCCUCGCGGGCGUCGCACUCAUAAGCAGCAUCGACGUAUCGGGCGAAACGGACGAAAACCGGGGCUCGUUCCCGCACAAAUCCCCGCGCGAGCUCGCCCUCGGGGAUACCAUGGCUUUCGUCUCCGCGGUGCUGUAUGGCUUCUACGCCGUGCUGAUGAAGAAGCGCAUCGGCGACGAGUCCCGGGUAAACAUGCCGCUGUUCUUCGGCUGCGUGGGCUUGUUCAACGUCCUCCUCCUCUGGCCUGGUCUCAUCCUCCUGCACAUGACGGGCGUGGAGCGCUUUUCGCUCCCCCCUACGCGCAAGAUACUCACUCUCGUGCUUGUGAAUAGCGCGUCGAGCCUUGUGAGCGACUUCUGCUGGGCGUAUGCGGUGUGUUUGACGAGUCCGUUGAUUGUUACCGUGGGAUUGAGUUUGGCGAUUCCGGUCAGUCUUAUUGGGCAGAUUGUGCUGGAUGGGCAGUAUGCGGGGGUGUGGUAUUGGGUUGGGGCGGUGGUUGUGGUGUUGUCGUUUGUGUUUGUUAAUAAGGAGGAUGAUCCAGGUCGGUAUAUUCGAGCACGUUUUCGCCGAGUGUGUAGUCCCCUUGCCGUGAGCGGACGAGGGAGGACAUAA
Molecule: messenger RNA, 1602 nt
Organism: Dothidotthia symphoricarpi CBS 119687
Lineage: Eukaryota; Fungi; Ascomycota; Dothideomycetes; Pleosporales; Dothidotthiaceae
Exons: 3
Coding region: 211-1602 (463 amino acids)
Biological process (GO): regulation of peptide transport
Cellular component (GO): membrane
Source: RefSeq, a predicted model, not a curated record